Ectocarpus siliculosus is the source of this 2491-nucleotide messenger RNA. NCBI's taxonomy places the organism in Eukaryota, Phaeophyceae, Ectocarpales, Ectocarpaceae. The record is from the annotation of a GenBank genome assembly.
AUGCGAGAACACGACCGUGCGUUGCAGCAGCAGCAGCAGCAGAGGCGGCGGGUUCUGCGGCAGAAGCAGGCGGGUGACGCUUCCCCCGCCGACUCGCGUCCGAACCGUCACCUGGGACAGGCCUGUUCUAGCAGCUUGCGGGCGCCUGCCUCGCUAUCUGAUGUUGGUGUCGGCGUUGGUGAUGGGUUUGCGUUGGUGGUGCCUAAGGUAUAUUCACAGCGCACAGACAGGCCCGUCGGAGAGCUCGUGAAGGGGGUUGCGUGGCCCCGAGGCUUGACCAGGAUUACGUUCGGUGACGGGUUCAGCCAAUCGCUGUCGCUGGUGCGCUGGCCGCCUGGCCUCGAGGAGGUUAACUUCGGCAGGGAAUUCAACGAAGUAAUCGACGGUACCACAUGGCCAGCGGGUCUGAAGCGGAUGACUUUUGGCACCAAGUGGAACCAGCCAUUGGACUACGUGGGCUGGCCCGAAGGUCUGGAGGAACUGGUCCUGGGCUCCUCGUUCGACCAGCCCGUUUCAGGUGUGGUUUUCCCGAAAGGGCUGAGACUUCUAUCCUUCGGGAUGCAUUUCAACAAGAGCGUCGAGGGGAUGAGCUGGCCAGAUGGCCUCAGAGAGAUAUCUUUCGGUUACGCCUUCAACUGGCCGAUCGACCAGGUCGCUUGGCCGACCGACCUGCAGCGCCUCUCUUUCGGACACAGCUUCAAUCGCCCGGUGCACCAGGUCUCGUGGCCCCCUCGACUACAGCGGCUAGCCUUCGGGAACGACUUCAACAGGCCGGUGUCGCGGGUGUCUUGGCCUGGGGGCCUGGAAGAACUGGUGUUCGGGGAGAUGUUCGAUCAGGAGGUGAAGUCGACGGAGUGGCCCGCCGGGCUGAAGAAGCUAUCCUUCGGGAAAAACUUCAACCAAGCCGUAGGGGCGGCGGCGGCCGAAGCUCCUACCAGCAACGAUUCCGCCGCACCCAAUGGUUCCGCCGCGCCCAACGGUUCUGCCGCACCUAAUGGUCCCGCCGCACCCAACGGUUCCGCCGCACUCAACGGUUCCCCCGCACCCGGGAUCCUGCCAAGGGGGUUGGAAGAGCUACGCUUCGGGAGGAAAUUCAACCAGCCUGUCAACAACGUAGUGUGGCCACAGUCUCUGCAGAGCCUCGUUUUCGGGUCGGACUUCAACCAGCCGGUGGACCAAGUUAAAUGGCCGCAGGGGCUGAAGCAGCUUCGCCUCGGUGAGGAGUUCAACCAACCCGUGGAGGCGGUGGCAUGGCCUCCGGGUAUGGAGAGCCUUGUCUUCGUCUUCUACUUCAACCAGUCCGUGGACAGAGUGGUGUGGCCGGCAAGGCUGCGACACUUGUCUCUGGGUUUCCACUUCAACAUGCCGGUGGCCGGGGUACGGUGGCCGGACGGGCUCCGAACCCUGGCCUUUGGCGACCGCUUCAACCAGGCGAUAGACGAAGUGGCGUGGCCGGACGGGUUGGAGAGAAUGUCGUUCGGCUGCGCGUUCAACCAACCGGUGCGCGUGGCAGCCUGGCCGAGGGCGCUCAAGGAGCUUGUGUUCGGCCGCAGCUUCAACAAGGCUCUCCAAGGAGUUGAAUGGCCGUCGGGGCUUCGAAAGCUGUCGUUCGGCGCGGACUUCGACCAGGAGGUGGAGGCGGUGCGGUGGCCAAGGAUGCUGGAGGAAGUGGCCUUCGGGAACGCCUUCGACCGAGAAAUCGAGAGGACGGUGUUCCCCAUGGGUCUCAGGAAGAUGGUUUUCGGAAUCCGGUUUAACCGUCCCGUGGAACGGGUCGUGUGGCCCGCAGGGCUCGAAGAGCUGAUCUUCGGGAAGUCCUUCGACCAGCCGGUCGAGCUGGCAAGCUGGCCCCCUUGCCUGCGAAGCCUCCGCUUCGGCCGCAACUUCGACCAGGCCCUGGAAGGCGUUUCGUGGCCGGGGUCGCUCCGCGUUGUCUCCCUGGGGUGGGAGUUCAAGCAGCCCCUGGGAGGCGUGAAGUGGCCGGACACGCUCGAGGAACUGUCUCUGGUGUGCCGGGUGCUCCCGCUUCUCCGGAGAACCCCCUUGUCCCCGAGGCUGAUCAAGCUUCACUUCCAGGGAGGCUUUCCGACGGGUUUCCUAGACAACGCGGCGUUUCCCGCUUCUCUGAAGGAGCUGAGCCUCGGUGACGGUUUCAACGAGGGGCUUCAGGGGGUGCGCUGGCCGGUGGGGCUUGAGAAGCUCAAGCUCGGACGCAGCUACAGGCAGCGAGUGGACACCGUUGUGUGGCCUCAGGGCAUCGAACAGCUUGUCUUCGGACAGUUCUUCUUCAGCAACCACGUCCCCCUGCAGAGCGUCGCGUGGCCCCGGGGGUGCGAGGUCCGAGCCGCGGGCUCCACAAUGAGCCGCUCGCGAACCGGAAUGCUAUAAGGGGUUGGAACAGCAGAGUUGAUGACUGGUUGAGAGUCAUUCCAUACUCAGGUGUCUGGGAUGCUUAAAAAGAAAGCAGUUCGUUGCUGAUUGAGAGCCGAUC